UGCUCAGUUGGAAACAUCUUAGUCUCAGAUCAUGCCCUGGUGAGUUUAGAGAUGUUGCCACAUAUGGAGAAAAAUAAAUCAUAUAGUUGGCGCUUUAAUGUAUCCCUUUUGCAAAAUCCUGAAUUUCCAACAAAUGUUAAAGACUGAAAUCAAUCUUUAUAUGGAGACCAACUGGUCCUCAGUAUCCUCUGUGGGCGUGGCUUGGGAGGCACUUAAGGCGGUUCUUAGGGGUCGGAUCAUACAGUAUGCCUCAUUUAUCAAAAAAUCCAAAGCACGAGAACUGUGGAGUUGGAAGGGAAUAUUAAAAUUGCAGAGGCAGAGCUGAAGUGCCAAAUGUCGUCUGUUGGCCUUAGAGAACUGACUCGAUUGAAAUACAGAUAUAAUACUAUUUUGUUGCGGAAAGUGCAGUUUUGGUUAUUCAGGGCAAGACAGUCAUAUUUUGAGUCGGGAAACAAAGCAGGGAAGCUUUUGGUUAGAUAUAUAAAGCAGAGAGAGUCUUUUUCUACCAUUACCUCAGUGAAAUCUGCUGGUGGUGAAAUGUUUACCUCAGCCAUUGAUAUUAAUAAUGCUUUUAAAGAAUUCUAUCUUGAUCUCUAUAGUUCCACGUCUUCGUCUACUGUGUAAAGAAGAAAACAACAGAUGAAAACGCGACACAAAACAUUAUAUCAAAGAGUGUUUAGUCCCAGACUGACCACUCGUGUUAAAAUGAAUGGGAGAAAUUAAAACACCCAAUAUGGCGGAUGUAGAAAAUGAAGUCCCGCCUUAUAGGUAAAAGAGCCAAUCACAUUUUAGAUACAGACAUCGCCUGUCCGUCAACUCGAGAAUGCGCAUGCGCACUAGCUGAACCAACCUGAAAAAUGCCUUUUUUUGCCUGAUCUUAGCUAAUGAAGCACAAUUUAUGAUGCCGUUGUUUUGAGAUUUAACUACUGAUUUUAAAUAUGUUCUUUGAUCAUCAUCUUGACCAACAGUUUUUGAAUGUUGCACAAUCAAGUGGGUAAGAGCUGUACUUUCAUGCCGCUUGUAUCCAUCGAACAUAGCUGCCCGAAAGCGUUUAAAAAAAGGCCGCCGAGUGGACUGACUUGCCUAGAAUGUGCUUUGAUCAUCUGCGUUAAGUAUGCGCAACGUUGAGCGCCAAAACACAUGAAGCAACGCACAUCUUUUCAUCCCAGAAUGCUCAGCUGAAAGACAUGGACCAAAAUGACAAUGACUUGCAAGGAACUGAUGGUUCAGGGUCCCAUGGAGGUCUUGAUGUUCGCAGACAGAUUCCCAUCAAGUUACUGUCUAAACAGUUGGUUAGAGGUAAACCAGCUGCUCGACCUCAACGGCCCACCACAAGGUUGCCCUCAAAAAGUGAUGAAGCAGAGCCUAUCAGCUAUAAACAGGAGAAAAGGUUUGAGUGCAAAUCUGGAGAUGCUUAUGGAAACCAACGCAGAUUCCCUCAACCAAUCUUCUGGGAUUAUAAGCUCAACUUGGUAGGAGAAAAAGAUGCCACUCCGGUCCAUUUUUGUGGCAAGUGUGGCCUGCCCAUAAAGACCUAUGGGCGAAUGAUUCCCUGUAAGCAUGUUUUCUGCUAUGAUUGUGCAGUGCACUAUGAGAAGAAAUGUGACAAGAUGUGCCCUGGUUUCUCCCUCUACAGCUGCACAGACCCGGUCCAGCGCAUUGAGCAGUGCCAUCGUGGUUCCCUUUACAUGUGCAGCAUUGUGCAAGGCUGCAAACGCACCUACCUCUCGCAGCGAGACCUACAGGCCCACAUCAACCAUCGCCACAUGAGGGCCAGCAAAACCAACAGCUCUCGCCCAGAUCCGCCACACCCAGCCCUGGCCUCAGACCCACCUGACCGCUUCCGGUUGCCGCCGCCACCCCACCUGCCCAAGGGACACCCUCUGAUCCCUCCACCACUGCAAGGCCAUGACGCUUACAGCCAACCUCCCCCAGUCUCACCCUCCUCUUCUGAUCUGGGGCCUUCCUCUCGCUCCCUCCCACAGGAGACCUUCCGUAUUGCCACCUUGACUACACGUAAACAUAGCAACCUCAUCACCGUGCCCAUCCAUGAUGACUCUGGGAGCUCCGGCCCCUCCUCCCGUGAGCCCCAUCCACAGACGCCCUCUGGCCCACCUCCACACCACCACCCUGGAGACUACUCCAGCCAACCUGUGGUAUCCCACCCGCAUCAUAUAAUGCCUCCGCCACAACAGCCACACUAUGGGCCUCCACCCCCACCUCCCCUUCUCGGCAUCCAAAUGCAGCAUCCGCCCCAGGGCUCGGCUGCACCUCACAUGGUGUAUAACCAAGCACCUCCCAUGUCAACUGCUCCCCCUCCAAUUACCCCUCCACCUGGACACAUCAUUGGCCAGAUGCCACCAUAUAUGAAUCAUCCACCACCUGGUCCAAUUCCCCAACAUGGGGGUCCACCUGUCAGUGGCCCCCCUCCUCAUCACUACAACCCAAACUCAAUGCCACAGGACCAAGGCACUCUUAGUCCUCCCUUUACCCAACCAGGGGGCAUGAGCCCAGGAAUGUGGCCCAAUCAACGUGGCCCACAUCCACCUCGUAUGCAGGGGCCACCACCACAGGGACAGAUGCCUGGGCCACACCACCCUGACCAGUCUCGGUACAGACCAUAUUACCAGUAGUAUCUUGUCUACGUCAGCUCUGAUAGACGGCGUGAGCUACAUAGUGUCAUCCUCAACUGGAUCCAGCAAGCUGCCUGGACUGUGUGUCUAUGAGUCUCUUGCAAUGAUAACUAGAUACGAUCUGCAUUGCUGGUGAUUUUGUAUUAAUGUCCCUCGUUAGGGUAUUUCAUGGAAUAAUAAAGGACUAAAUAGUUGUGUGGAAAAAAAACAUGCAGUUAAAGAAAUCGUUCAGUCAAAAAUGAAAAUUCUGUCAUCAUUUACCCUUAUGUUGUUCCAAACCUGUAUGACUUUCUUUCUUCCAGUGAACAUAAUUGAGAUGUUAGGCAGAAUAAAAGCUUCAGUCACUA
Myxocyprinus asiaticus (Chinese sucker) is the source of this 2980-nucleotide messenger RNA. Its product is annotated as E3 ubiquitin-protein ligase Hakai-like. Gene Ontology annotation, molecular function: ubiquitin protein ligase activity. Gene Ontology annotation, biological process: protein ubiquitination; regulation of cell adhesion. Lineage: Eukaryota; Metazoa; Chordata; Actinopteri; Cypriniformes; Catostomidae. The coding region runs from base 1188 to 2633 and encodes 481 amino acids. The transcript is spliced from 6 exons. The record is from RefSeq and is a predicted model, not a curated record.